CGCUAAGGGUGCUAAGCCUUUUCCACUCUUUUUCACUCACCUUGGUACACUGAUACCCACCGAGCCUCCAAUUUCAGCGGUAGUGCUCAUCUCCCUCGGUUCCGGCGAGCUCUUGAGCUCGUCGCCGAGCCGACCGUUCUGCUCUGCCCUCCGACACUGCUUGUGGACGACAAACAUCAACCGGGAACUCCACGCCGUCACGCACUGCUCCAGUCGACGCGCGAGGACUCCCUGAAGCUUCUCCGACCGUACCCGAGAACCGCCGUGCAGCCGUCCGCCACCGAUGGUACUUGCCCCGCACGUUCAGGACAACCGUUUUCCAACGACGGAAGGUUUCCCAAGAGAGCUUUGGCGGGCACUUCAAAUGUGUGGCUACGACGAGAGACCUGAAUACAAGGUGCACGAGGAAUUGGACCAUGCCACAGUAGUUGGCUACCAGGCUGAGGUAGUCAUCCUUGCCAAGGAUGAACCCGGGAGCCGCCCCUACCGUUUCAAGGGCAUCAAGACCAACAUCCCCCACACUGCCAUCCAGAUAGUCGCCUGGCAGGCACUCUCACGACUUCGAGUUCUACUGCCAGAGAUGGGGCAGCGCGCCUACCAUUACUAUCCAGGACAGGCGACGUCCUCCGAGCACUACAUUGCCCCUGACCCCAUCAACGAGCCCGAUCCAGCUACGGCACACAUGGCUUUCUACACCCGCAGUCAGGAUUACGCCCUUCGAUGUGUGAUCACCGACCUAGUGGAUUGUCGUCAGGAGCUUCGCGACACUCGAGCUCAGCUACGUCAACUCCAGCAUCAGGGACAGUCUUCAGGAGGUAGACAGAUGUCCACGCCCGUCCGCGACAUCCCCGUCGACACCGAGGAGCCACCUCCGAGGACGCGUCGCAAUCUUCUGACUGUUAGGCAGUACCUCCGCCAGUUCGUGUAUCCACCUACCAGGACUGAGGACUCCCCUCCAGCACAGCGUCUACGCCUAGCACCGUCUGUACCAGAGGAGGAUGAGGAGGCGAGUGAGGAAGACCCUGAGGAGCGUAUACCCGAGCCAGCGGACCCAACAGAGGAGGACGCCACUACCCCAUCUCACCGCGAGGAGUAGACCUUUAGGAUAGCUAGGUACUAGGAGCUCACCUCUCUGAGUAUGAGCUACUAUGUAUCCCCUCUAUCCGAAUUUAGGCGUCGAGAUCCAUGUGUACUAGGGGGUGAGUCUUUAUGUUGUGGUAUGUGUGUUCUGAUGUUGUAACUCCGAACUACACGUUCGGAGCAUUGUUGUAGUCGCACCCCCAUUCAUGAGUUUAUUGAGAUGAAGGGCCUUCUGGCCUUGUUU
Molecule: messenger RNA, 1324 nt
Organism: Brachypodium distachyon (stiff brome)
Lineage: Eukaryota; Viridiplantae; Streptophyta; Magnoliopsida; Poales; Poaceae
Exons: 3
Coding region: 284-1096 (270 amino acids)
Source: RefSeq, a predicted model, not a curated record